UAGGGAUCCCAAAGCCCUCAGAACCUAUAUCCAGAUGGAGCUAGAUGUGAGAAGGGCUCAAGGCUGAGCUUUGGGGGACAGAAAUUUGGCCGCUGCAAUGGCCUCCCUGGCAGAGCUUUCCUUACCGUCCAUCAGCAACCUGGCCAGCCUGGGGCUGGGGCCCCUGCAGGACACACAGACCAGGAGCCACAAGAUAACAGUCUUAUCUGCUGCCUCCAGUCCCAUGGCCCAGGAAUGCUCUCCACAGUGGUGGCAAAUAGAUGAGGCUCAGGACGUGGAGCUCCAAGGUGCCAGUCACUGGCCCUACCAGGUGAAACAGGAACAUCGGGACCCAGGACCCUGGCCUGAGCAAGUUGAAGGGGACAGAGGGGCAGAGGGGGAUGACCCCUGCUGGGACCUGGAUUUCUUCCUCACCAACUUCCCUGGGCCAGGUCCCGGACCAGGGCCAGGACCAGGGUCAGGGCCAGGGUCUGAGCUCUGCCUAGCUCAUCCCUGUGGCCUGUUCCCUGAGGGCCCUGGCCUUGUGGCUGAGCUCCAUGAUCCUAAAGAGCAACCCAACUGGGGCUGCUCAGCGCCUCGGCCCAUGGCCACUGAGGCAGUGCCCUUUGGAACAAACCCUCUGCCCCCAGGCCCUAGCCCUGGUUUCAAAGUCCAGACGGGGCUACCCCAAUUCUCAGCCGCCUGUGUCAGGGAUGGAGGGGGAAGCUUCCCUCAGCCCAGGGCUGGAUAUACAGGGCCCGCAGCUCCAGUGAUGACCCCCUAUGGGUUGUUGGGGACAUACUCUGCCUUCUACCCAGCCCCUCACUACCAAGCCCGGUUUCAGCUGUAUCGUAGAGAGCCUGGACCAAGCUCCAGCCCUGGGCCAGGGCCCCUGGCUUUCCUGGGUCCCCCAGCACCCCCUGAGCCAGGGGAUGAGGCCUCUAGGCCUAAGCGGAGUCGUCGACCUUGGGCCCGGAAGCGCCAGGCAGCCCACACCUGUGGACAUCCAGGCUGUGGAAAGACUUACACCAAGAGUUCUCACCUCAAAGCCCAUCUAAGAACCCACACGGGGGAGAAGCCUUAUGCUUGCACCUGGGAGGACUGUGGCUGGAAGUUUGCCCGCUCUGAUGAGCUGACCCGGCACUACCGGAAGCAUACUGGGCAGCGCCCUUUCCAGUGCCAGUUAUGUUCACGUGCCUUCUCCCGUUCUGACCACCUCGCCUUGCACAUGAAGCGCCACCUGUGAGGCCCGACGGGCUAAGCCUGGCCUCCAAGAAUGGGAUGGAGCCCCAGGCAGAGCCUGGAAUGAGCCAUAGAGGGAGGCGAUCAAAUGCAAAGGCCUUGGACAGAGCCACGUUCCUGAUCAUGGAAGAAGCCAAAGACAGAGGGAGUCACAUGCGGAAGAACUCGGGCCCAGGGCACCUGGGAACAGAAGCACAAAAUGGUACAUAGAUGGAGAUCUUGAACCCAGCGCAGGGGCUGCUGUGUCCUUUGGUGGACCAGCCAAUGCCUGAGCAGGACCACCCUCAGCUCCAGGGACUGGACCCAUGGGGAGUGUUGUCUGUCCCUGGGGCCUCCAUGCUUCUGCCCUCACUCCCUUCUCCAGAUUCCCAUUGUGGCUUAGCAGAAGGGAUCACCUGUAGUCACAGGCUUCCCACCAACCCUCUAGCUGUCCUCUUCUGUGAUCACCAGACCGUUGCUGUGAAUGGUUAAUGCUCCCCAGCCCACCCUCACCCCUAACCCCAGCCUGCUCUUUGACAUGUGCAUUUUCCUCACCAGCCCAGGCCCAUGGUAUGGACAGUCCUGGGCAGGGCUCCCCAGAAUCUGUUUUGUAAAGAUGCCUGUUUCCCCUGCUGUUCUUGUAUAAAGUUUUGGUG
Messenger RNA from Phascolarctos cinereus (koala), 1856 nucleotides. It is a transcript of the gene KLF1, whose product is annotated as KLF transcription factor 1. Gene Ontology annotation, biological process: regulation of transcription by RNA polymerase II. Lineage: Eukaryota; Metazoa; Chordata; Mammalia; Diprotodontia; Phascolarctidae. Gene Ontology annotation, molecular function: RNA polymerase II cis-regulatory region sequence-specific DNA binding; DNA-binding transcription factor activity, RNA polymerase II-specific. The record is from RefSeq and is a predicted model, not a curated record.